GUUAUUUUGCAUGCACUGCGGAUAGAAACAAAUGCUUUGCUUUCUCUCAUUUGGAUGAGGACCACACCAAGGACUUUUCUGGACCAGGCAAAACUCAGAUUCCGCUCAUCAAUUGAAACCGACCAUAACUGCAUACCAAUUUACUAAUGACAAUGACGGAUUUUCACCGAUCGACGCAUUUAUUGGGAUAGUGAGGGAAUGCGAGCAUCAGUAGAUUUGGGUUGUAAUUGUCCUACACAUUGCGAUAUAAAUUAGAGUUGAGCCGACUGUGGCGUCUAGCCAUAUCAUUAUGUCAGGCAUAUCAAUCUUAGCAUUUGUGAUGAUAUCUAUGCUAUCGUAUGGAUAUUAUGUCGUAGCAAGUGUCGAGCCUGCGAGGUAUGAGUGGGAUUUUGAGUCCGUAAAUCUGAAUGUGGACCUCUCUCGAAUACUCAAGAAAGUGAAUGGCCGUUUUUUGUCUGUUGCCAUAGACGCGAGUCUAGUCGCUGAAGAGAAGUUCAUGUACCUUUUAACGUCUCCAAAGCUGAGGACAUUGGCAAAAGCUUUGAGCCCAGCAUUUCUGAGAUUUGGAGGGACAAGACAAGAUUUCAUGACCUUCAACCCAACAUUUUUACAUUCAAACGAGAAUCACAAGAACUCUGUGUUUGAUGCAGAUGACAUAUGUGAAAGGCUGGAGCUGCCUCCACUACUGGAAAAGAGGCUGAAGCAGGAAUGGACUCUACAGGAAGUACUUCUCGACAAGGAGGACUUGCAGAGGAAGUAUAGGAGUGUGAAGUUCACAGAGUGUGCAGUGGAUCUGCUCUACUCUUUUACAAACUGCUCUGGAUUAGACCUCAUCUUUGGGCUCAACGAGCUGCUCAGGACCUCUGGGAACUCCUGGGACAGCAGCAAUGCCAGGACCCUCCUACAGUACUGUGAAUCUAAACAGUACAGCAUGUCCUGGGAGCUGGGCAAUGAGCCCAACAGCUAUGAGAAGAAGGCAGGGAUCAGGGUGGAUGGAUACCAGCUCGGCCAAGAUUUUGUUCAACUCCGCAAGAUUCUGCAGGAAUCCAAACUUUACAAUAACACUGGACUCUAUGGACCAGACAUUAGCCAGCCCCGGGACCACCGGAAAGACUUACUGGAGGGGUUCUUGGAGAGUGGGGCAGAAGCAAUUGAUGCAUGCACCUGGCACCAUUAUUAUGUCAAUGGAAGAGACACGUCUCUAGAAGAUUUCCUAGACCCUGAGGUGCUAAACACGUUGGCCUUAAAAACACAGGAAGUCAUGGAGACCAUUGAGCUGACCUCUCCUGGGAAGAAGGUGUGGCUUGGAGAGACUAGUUCUGCCUAUGGAGGCGGGGCUAAGGGCCUGUCUGACACGUUUGUCGCUGGAUUCAUGUGGCUGGAUAAACUGGGACUGGGUGCGAAGCUUGGAUUGGAUGUUCUCAUCAGACAGGUUUUGAUUGGAUCUGGGACUUACCACCUGGUAGAUGAGAACCUGGAUCCACUUCCUGAUUACUGGCUAUCAGUUCUGUACAAGAGGCUUGUUGGACCAGAGGUGCUGAGUAUAGAAGCCUUUUCCAUUUUGGGAAAGACGAAAAGAGUACGGGUCUACCUGCACUGCACUAACAAGAAAAGCACAAGCUACAAAAGUGGAGCAGUCACAUUGUUUGCUCUGAACCUGAGUAAGGGCCCUGCGAGGAUCUCUGUGCCUGUUACAAUCUCUAACAGUACCGCCGAGGCCUUCGUUCUACAGUCUGAACAGCCUGGCGAGGAGGGACUCUACUCCAAGUCUGUGAAACUCAACGGAGAGGUGUUGAAGAUGGUGGAUGAAAGAACACUUCCAUCGCUCCAGGGAACUCCUCUUCCUGCAGGAGAAUAUCUCAGACUCCCUGGUUAUUCCUUUGCCUUCUAUGUCCUCAGCGAGGCCCAGGCGCUGGCCUGCCGAUGACCCCAAUUGGAGAGGAGGACUUGAGAAGAUGGAGGUAAACUCACUGUCUAAACUAAGAGAAGGAAAUACUGUACUUGACUAUUGCACUAAACACAGCUGUAUGACUUUGCCAAAGAAUGUAAACCAAGUGAAUGUGGUGAAAGGAUUCGAUCAUCUUUCGAAAUAACUUUUCAUCUACAUGUAUUACAUUUUUGUAUAUUUAUCAACAUGUAUAAAUAGUCUUAAUACAUUGUGAGUAGGGUUUUAAAAUUUCAGAGAACUCAUGUGGUUUCAGUCUAUGUCUUGGAAGAAAUUGCUGUUCAGGAAACACUUAAUUUAUGUACAACAAGUAUUGCAUUUAUGUUUCAUAUUUGAUGGCAAAAAAUGUAGACUUAACUCAACUUGUUUACGCUCUGGUUACUUGAUUUUCUACUCGGUAAUGUAGUUGAAUUGUGCAAUUUUCUAUUUUGGUACACUGGGAUACAAGUCUUUUAAACUUUUUGUGUGUGAUAUAUUUGUACAACAUAAUUUGGAUGAGAAAAUAAAUGCAGUAAUGAAUUCAAA
Salmo salar (Atlantic salmon) is the source of this 2470-nucleotide messenger RNA. RefSeq names its product heparanase (gene hpse). NCBI's taxonomy places the organism in Eukaryota, Metazoa, Chordata, Actinopteri, Salmoniformes, Salmonidae. Gene Ontology annotation, molecular function: hydrolase activity, acting on glycosyl bonds. Gene Ontology annotation, biological process: cell-matrix adhesion; angiogenesis involved in wound healing. The record is from RefSeq and is a predicted model, not a curated record. Gene Ontology annotation, cellular component: membrane; extracellular matrix.